Messenger RNA from Anopheles stephensi (Asian malaria mosquito), 4318 nucleotides. RefSeq lists its product as uncharacterized. NCBI's taxonomy places the organism in Eukaryota, Metazoa, Arthropoda, Insecta, Diptera, Culicidae. The transcript has 5 exons. The record is from RefSeq and is a predicted model, not a curated record. Gene Ontology annotation, molecular function: zinc ion binding; RNA polymerase II cis-regulatory region sequence-specific DNA binding; DNA-binding transcription factor activity, RNA polymerase II-specific. Bases 355 to 3999 code for a protein of 1214 amino acids. Gene Ontology annotation, cellular component: nucleus.
AGCUGAAGGUUCUGUGAAUGUGGUACGUGGGUAUUUGAUGAUUAUUGUGCGUUCGAUGGACAAAUUUGCAACUUGCGAUGAACAAAACUAGAGUUACGGGUCGUUUGUUAAAGUGUUCGCGACAGUGCUGUGUUGUGUAAUUCAGGAGUUGGUGUUUUUUAGUCAUUGCUCAUUGCCCUGUAGCUGAAAACCCAGACAAACAAAUCACAACCUGCAAAACAACGGCAAUUUUAGCAGAGAACAGCUACAUUGAUGAAUCGAUCGUGAGCCCGUUUGUGCAGUGUCCUUAGGAAAGGAAGGUGGACUAUAUCUCAGCCCCUGUUCGGGCAGGGAACGAAGCCACUGUACGUCAGGAUGGAGCGAUUUUCGAUCAGUAUCCUCCGUCAGCAGGUGUACAACAUUUGCCGUCUGUGCGGGGUGGACAAUCCGGACAAGACUUUAAUUCUUGGCGACGAAGAUGUAAUUUGCAUUAUGGAGUCGGAUGAGCCGAGCUUGGCAAAAAAGAUUGAGGAAUGUGUAGGAAUACAGGUACAUGUGAACGAUCAAAUGCCGCAAAACAUUUGUUCACUGUGUGUGGACAAGGUGAACGAUUUCUACGAGUACCGUCUGAUGUGCGCCGCAACCAACAUACAGACGCGAACGUUUCUCAAUUUGCCGCUAGUGCAACCCUCCAUAUCGUUGCUGAAAUCCGAACCGGAAUCCACCGUCGAAGAACUAUUGGACGAUAAAAGUCUAGCUACAGUAUCCACCCAAAAGCAUAGUCCGAAAACGAGAAACCGCAAGAAGCAGCUAGGAACCGAGGAGCCGGACAACAGUGGGGAAGAUACAGAUUUGAAAUCGUUUCCCGACGUACCCAGCGCCGAAAAACGCGUCAAGUACGAGCACGCGUGCCAGUACUGUAAUGAAAAGUACGACCAACCGACCGACCUGGAGCGACAUUUGGUCGUGAAGCACACCCCGCUCGUACACAAAUUUGGCUGUGGAUCUUGCAUGGAGUACUUUGACACGGCGUCGGAAUACAAGGACCACAAUCUUUGGCACAAACUGACACGAACAGCGUUCGGUUGUUUCCGGUGUGGCAAGAAGGCUGCUAAAAUCGGAACUCUUAACAAGCAUGUGGCGCUGAAUGCCUGCAUAAAACGGCCUCCAGUAACGGCAGAAGUCAAGCUCGUGCCCGAUAUGCGCUGUGCGUUGUGCCAGAAAGUGUUCAAAACGCGCAACCUGUACGAAUGGCACGCAUGCUUCAUACGCGCCCGGGCCAACUGUCCGAAGUGUGGAAAGUAUUUCUUGAAAAAGAACCUGCUCACCCGCCAUUUCAUGCUGUACUGUACCGGGACGCUUCCACUGAUGGAGCCCGACUAUAUGCUGAUAAAUGAGGCUGGCAUCGGGCCGGCAAACGGAUUACCACCGAAUGAGAGCUUAGCUCCGGGCGGCGGCACGGUGGUGCCCAAAAGACGCCGGGGUCGUCCGGCGCGAUCGACAGAACCCAUGAAGGAAGAAACACUUGAUUUGCCAUUCCCACCACUGCUGGACCUUCCGGACGUGAAAUCGGAGAACAACUCGGUGGCGGACGGUCAACUUUCGUCCGAAGAAACGGGGUCGAAUGAGGAGCUGAAUGAAGCACAACGACGCGCAUCGUUGGUAGAGGAGACGGACAAAAUAACGACGCUGCUGCGUUCCGGGGCGUCCGUUGAUGGGAACACGGACAUUGCAACAAUCAGUAGCAUGCUGUCGUCGGUGAACGAGGCCAUCGCUACCAUUUCGAAGGUACGCAAAAUGAAAAAGAAGCGCGAUCGGGGGCAUGUUUCAGGCGAAGGUGGAGAGAGAAGAAACCCGCCCAUGGUUGUGCUGUCGAUGGCCAACGUCAAGCAGGAAGCGCAUGACGAUCCCAACGGGUUUGUUACAUUAACAAAUAGUGCCGGCGUGGGAAAAGAGCUCAAUGCAACGGCUCCGAUGGACGAUAGCCAUCAGACACUGUCAGCAGCUGGAGGAGAAUCCGACCAUGACAGUGGCGCCAGUGAAGCCGGAGACAAUGUGGGUGAUAGCUUUGCUGAUCGGAAUGAUUCUGAUGGUGAUAGUAGCGACGUUGAGAUCAUAAGCGAGGACACCUAUCGUGCGACGGGGCCGUCCUCAAAUGCUGCUGCCAAUGAGCCGGAAGCAACUGGACCGCUGCAACAAAUGGUUCCGAUCAAGCAAGAACCAAUGGCCACCAACGACGGUGACGAGUCGGACUUUGAGGGAUAUGAAGAUGCUUCCACGUUUGUUGCCGUCAAGCAGGAACCAUCAGACCCGGAACCGGUGGCAACGGAACCACACCAUGCCGAACCAUCGGUUUCCUCAUACCAAGCCCUUCGGAUAAAGAUAAAGAAGGAAAAGGGUUUGCUUAAUGCUUCCGUGAUCGAAACGGGCGAUCCGGUCGAUCCGAUAGGAACGCCCGAGGUGAAUGGGCAGAAAGCACCAAAAGCACACAGCAAAAGAAGCGCCCGUCCAGUGGGGGCCAGUGGUAUGAAAGCGACCAAACCGGCAGCUAAGCAAAACGAUCUCCCACCACCUGCGAAACGUCCUCGGUCGACAUCGGCGGAGCUGCUGAUGGUGCCGAUUAAACAAGAACCGCUGGAAAGCAAUGAGCAGCAGCAGCAGCAGCAGGAAAGUGUUACGACCGAACAAUACUGUACGACGGACACUACAUUCUUCGAUUCUUCGAUGGUACGAGUCAAACAGGAACCGCUAGACGAUAGCAGUCGACCACAGUGUAGUUCCGGUGCAUCACCCUUGCCUGCUACCGAGUCCGAACCACCAGCGAGUCCUACCGAUAUUGUAGCCUUUGAUGGAACGCGCAUUAAGCAAGAACGGGCCGACAAGGAACCUGUGGCGCCGAAAGCGAAGAAAGCAUUAAAUCCACUCAGUCUUACCGGUGUUCGUUUGGCGGGAAGUAAAAAAUCUGCCAAUAGCAAUCUACCAAGUCAACCAACAACGGCACAAAAAAGCAGCGUAAUGAUAAAUCCCUUCGCUUUGCUGAAGCAGAAGGAGAGUCUAUCGACGGACGAUGGGCAGGCGUCGGGUACGAGAGAGAACGAUACCUCAGUUCAGUUAGGUUUGCCUGUUAUAUCGCAAGUCAAAUCUAUAGACCCGGUAGAACAUUCAUCGUUCACUGCCGAGGCAACUGUUGAAGCUGGACCGUCGUCCCUGGAAGUAGAGCACCCGCCAGCCGAUGCGACCGCUGAGUUGGAACAUUGCGAUGAUACAGCAAAUCCACCGAACGCGGAUUCUUCUCCCCCCACCGAACUCAGCUGCGACGGUUCCGAGCCCACGGCUAGCAGUGUUCCGCCAAAGGAAAGUGUAAGUGAGCUAAAAAUCGCCUCCGUAACUACAAUUUCGGAGGAUGCAUAUGGUGGCAGCAACGAAGAACCGCUAUCCACUGCGCCAGACAUGCCAACUGAAGCUACCGCAAAUGACGACGAUGAGGAAGCGCUAGCGACUGUUUCCGAACCCGACCGUGUGAACGACGAUGCAGCAAGUGAUACCGCCGGAAUACCGUGUCGUGAGCUUGCUGAGAAAGAUCUCUUACCAACGCUUGACUUUCCGGACGAUGGAAUGCGUCAGGUUGAAGAAGAGCCCGAACCUGACACCAGUGAGGAAGAAAGAGGCCAAAUGGAUUCCGCAGAAGCUUCGGAGCCGGCCGAGGAGACGGUGGUGGAGGAUAAUGCUGUAGUGUCCAAGGCGGAUGAGCAACAAGAGUGUGAUGAUAUCGUUGCAGCCGAAGAAAGUAUACCUAGUAUCGAUAAAACUGCUGUGUCAAACACUGCUGAAAUGCCAACAACGGCAGCAGCAGAUGAACCAGAUGUAAAUAUUAAUGCUUCCACCACUACGAAAGAGGUUGAACAAUUAUCCAACGUGACUGUAGCAGCAGCAGCGGAAAAUCACUCAGAACCACUGGAUCCGUGCGCCGUUGCUGGGAAUGAUGAAGUUUUAGUCGAACCACAGCAAUGUACAUCUUAAUUUUACCGAUGGAUAGCAUCAGUAGUACACAAGCGCGUGUGUGAGUGAUUUAAGUGAUAAACACGCGCUCUAGCACUCGGUAAUCUAGAAUCUAGCACGAUGUGGUUCGUUCGAAUCUACACGAUAAGCGAGAGGAGGGAGUGAGCCAUGUAUAGAGCAUUUAGCGAACAGCCGCGAUAGAGGGAUUUUCUUGCUAGGAAGAAAUUUUCACUGAACAAACCACAUGUAGAGUAUCUGAAGAAAGAUAAGGCUUAAGUUAUAAUACGAUGAUGUGUCGUCAUAUAAAUGGUAACAUUAAAAUAGACGUUAUUAUCGAUGC